Lolium rigidum is the source of this 1461-nucleotide messenger RNA. Its product is annotated as serine carboxypeptidase-like 34. The record is from RefSeq and is a predicted model, not a curated record. The transcript is spliced from 4 exons. Gene Ontology annotation, cellular component: vacuole. Gene Ontology annotation, molecular function: serine-type carboxypeptidase activity. Bases 1 to 1461 code for a protein of 486 amino acids. Gene Ontology annotation, biological process: proteolysis. Lineage: Eukaryota; Viridiplantae; Streptophyta; Magnoliopsida; Poales; Poaceae.
AUGUCCACAUCGUCGAGCUGGCUGCUCCUCGCCGCGGUCCUCGUUUCGGCGUGGACGACAACGGCGGUGGAGGCGAGACACCACCACGGGUUCGAGACGAUCUUCGACGCGCAGGAGGCAGACCGGGUGGAGAAGCUGCCGGGGCAGCCGGCGGACGUUGGUUUCCGGCACUUCUCCGGCUACGUGACGGUGAAUGAGACCCAUGGCCGGGCUCUCUUCUACUGGCUCUUCGAGGCCACCCACGACGUCGCCAAGAAACCUCUCGUCCUAUGGCUCAACGGAGGACCUGGAUGCUCGUCGGUGGGAUAUGGAGCAAUGAUGGAGCUUGGACCUUUCUUGAUCCAGAAGGGAAAACCUGAGCUUGCCUUGAAUCCUCACUCAUGGAACAAAGAGGCAAACAUGUUGUUCUUGGAGUCCCCUGCCGGCGUUGGGUUUUCUUACACCAACACCACCGCCGAUCUCGGCCAGUUCGGCGAUAACCUCACCGCCCACGACGCGUACUCUUUCGUGGUGAACUGGUUGGACAAGUUCCCGCAGUUCAAGGGCCACGACCUGUACAUCGCCGGAGAGAGCUACGCCGGCCACUACGUCCCCCAGCUCGCCGAGAAGAUCGUCCACAUGAACAAGAAGGCGGCGCACAAGAUCAACAUCAAGGGCAUCCUGAUCGGCAACCCUGCCAUUGACUCCAGCUCCGACGACCGCGGCCUCGCGGACUACGCCUGGGACCACGCCGUCAUCUCCGACGAGGUCUACGGCUCCAUCAAGUCCAACUGCAAGUUCCCCGACGACGGCGAGGAGAGCGACGCCUGCAACAGCGCCUGGAAUAACUUCUUCAACGCCAUGGACGACAUCGACCUCUACAGCCUCUACACCCCGGCCUGCACCAACGCCAUGAUCAACUCCACGUCCACUUCCACCCGUCACCACCGCCGCGGCUUCAUGCCGGCGCUGGGAAAGAAGGCGCGCCUCAGCGUGCCGUACUACAACGCGUACGACCCGUGCGGCGACUACCACGUGAUCGACUACCUGAACCGGCCGGACGUGCAGACGGCGCUGCACGCGAACGUCUCCGGCGCGAUCCCGUAUCGGUGGGAGCCGUGCAGCGACGCGCUGACCAACUGGACGGACGCGCCAGCGUCCACUCUGCCGGCGAUUGGCGGCCUGGUUAAGGCUGGGCUGCGGGUGUGGGUGUUCAGCGGUGACACCGACGACCGCGUGCCGGUGACCUCGACGCGGCUCGCGCUGCGGAAGCUCGGGCUGGCGACCUCGAAGCCGUGGAGGGAGUGGUUCACCAGCGACCAGGUGGGAGGCUACACCUUGGCCUACGACGGCGGACUCACCUUCGUCACCGUCCGUGGCGCCGGCCACAUGGUGCCCAUGAUCACGCCGGUGCCGGCCAGGCAGCUCUUUGCGCACUUCCUCUCCGGCAAGGAGUUGUCUCCCAAGGCAAUCGUCGCUUGA